CUUUAUCAAAAGAUAUCGAAUUACUGAACCAUGGUGGUUGUUUUUCUCUGCUAUAUAGCUUCACAAGUCAUUUGUACGUCGCAAAUAGGAUGCUCCGUCUUGCUUCCGAAGAGUGCCAUGGCGAAAAGCUCCACUUGCUCGUCAAGUGCGAAACUGAAAUGGACCAUGGCGCUGCUGGUCGUCCUGGUCAGCAUGAUUCGAGUCCAUGGCCAGCCAGGGUUUGUAAGCAUCGAUUGUGGAUUCGCAAACAGUAACGCCUACAACGACAGCUCCACAGGGAUACAGUUCGAUCCUGAUGCUGGAUUUGAGGGCGGUUUGAGCCACAAAAUUUCCGCAGAGUUCAUGGCAGAUUCAGAUGAGCAUCAGAAAACCCUGAGGAGCUUCCCUGACGGCUCACGGAAUUGCUAUACUCUGCCAUCCACCACUGGCAAGAAGUAUCUCGUGAGGGCCACUUUUACUUAUGGCAACUAUGAUGGGUUGAACAAGAGUCAGGACGGGUCGCUGUUUCUCUUCGGGCUCCACAUCGGCGUCAAUUUCUGGGAUGCGGUGAACUUCACAAAUUGGGGUGUCCCGAUAUGGAAAGAGGUGCUCACCGUUGCUCCGAGCAACAACAUCUCGGUCUGUCUGAUAAACUUUGGUUCAGGGACUCCGUUCAUAUCUACAUUGGAGCUGAGGCCCCUACAAGAUAUGAUGUACCCUUUUGUGAAUACUUCGGUGUCAAUCAGCUACUUUAGUCGGAAAAGAUUUGGCAACGUUACUGGAUUUAUCACAAGAUAUCCAUCCGACCCUUACGAUCGGUUCUGGGAGAGAUUUCUCUACCAGGACCCCCCCUGGAUCAGCCUGGACACAAGCAAUACAGUGAGGAGGCUCCCCGGCGACAACGCCUUCCAGGUACCAGAGGACAUCAUGCGGAAGGCCUCGACACUAGAAGCAAACUAUUCCUUCAUGUAUGUCAACGUGGGAGUGGGUCCCAAUUUGGACGCCAAGAACCUGCAGCUUCUCCCGAUCUUCCACUUUGCGGAGAUCAACAACAGCAACCCGAACAGGAGGUUCGACAUCUACAGCACCAACGAGUUGCUGUUCGACGACUUUUCCCCAGCACGAUUUCAGGUGGACAGUAUGCAAGAGAAUGGGCGGUUCUUGCACAACCCCGAGGCAUCCUUCCUCCUAAACAAGACGAGAAGGUCAAGGCUACCGCCACUCAUCAAUGCGUUUGAGUUGUACUCGCUCGUUCGGAUGGAUAACUUCACCACUGACUCCGACGAUGUCAAUUACAUGAAAGAAGUCAAGAAGCACUACAAUUUGGCACGAAUAAACUGGAAUGGAGAUCCAUGCUCCCCAAGAGAGUAUUCCUGGGAAGGUUUGACUUGCGACUACUCUAAAAGUAACCAGAAUCCGACGAUUGUCAGAGUAGAUCUGUCUAAGAGCGGGCUGCAAGGUGCAUUAGCCAUAUCAUUCCUGAACAUGGUAUCACUGGAAAACUUGGAUUUAUCACACAACAAUCUGACGGGAACUAUUCCAGACUAUCCACUAAAGUCACUCAAAGUUCUUGACUUGUCAAAUAAUCAGCUCGAUGGACCAAUCCCUAAUUCUAUCCUUCAGAGAUCUCAGGCUGGUCUGCUUGACUUAAGAUUACAGGGAAAUCCUGUAUGCUCAAAAGUCAAAGAUACGUACUGUUCAAAUAAGAAGAACACCACGCAAACCUUGCUCAUCGCAGUGAUAGUUCCUGUGGUACUGGUAUCCUUCUUAGUAGUGAUGUUCAUACUAUGGAAGUUGUGCUGGAAAGGGAAGUCAGGAGACCGCGAGGAUUAUGCUAUGUAUGAAGAGGAAACUCCGCUACAUAUUGACAUUAGACGGUUCACGUAUGCUGAGCUGAAGCUCAUAACAAACGACUUCCAAACAAUCGUUGGAAAAGGAGGUUUUGGUACUGUUUAUCAUGGCAUACUGGAAACUGGUGAUGAAGUAGCUGUUAAGGUUCUUAUGGAGACAUCAAUAGCAGAGUCAACAGACUUCCUCCCUGAGGUACAAACCUUGUCCAAAGUUCAUCACAAGAAUCUCGUGACUUUGGUAGGAUAUUGCCAAAACAAGAAGUGCCUAGCACUCGUUUAUGACUUCAUGCCCAGAGGAAAUCUUCAACAGCUUUUGAAAGGAGGAGACGACUAUAGCUUGAAUUGGGAACAGCGGCUUCAUAUCGCACUUGAUUCUGCACAAGGGCUGGAGUAUCUACAUGAGUCAUGCACCCCAUCAAUAGUUCACAGAGAUGUGAAGACUGCUAACAUUCUUCUAGACAAGAAUCUGGUGGGGAUAAUAUCUGAUUUUGGGCUUUCGCGGGCUUUUAACGAUGCUCAUACGCACAUAUCUACUGUUGCUGCUGGCACUCUUGGCUACCUCGACCCCGAGUACCAUGCAACUUUCCAACUCACUGUCAAGACAGAUGUUUAUAGCUUCGGCAUUGUGCUCUUGGAGAUCAUCACUGCCCAGUCCCCGGUAUUGAUGGACCCUCAAACAAUCCACCUACCAAAUUGGGUGCGCCAAAAGAUAGCUAAGGGCAGUGUUCGUGAUGUUGUGGACAAGAGGCUGAUGGAUCAGUACGACGUCAGUUCCCUGGAGAGUGUGGUAGACCUUGCAUUGAACUGCGUAGAAAAUGCAGCUAUUGACAGGCCAACCAUGACCGAAGUUGUUUCAAGGCUCAAAGUGUGGUUGCCGGUUUCAAGCGAAAAGCAGUCUAUUUCUGGAACCCCUCACCGCAAGAACUACAUGGAUAUUGAUAUCCCAAGACAGUUCCAGUUGAUGCUUUCUGGAGAAAGCCACGAGGGGAGCUCCUUCCAGUCUGGUAAUACCAGUAGGAUGUCAGAAAUGAGCCUUUUUUCUGGACGGUAAAAAAGGAUAAAGCCUACUGACUUAUUUGUCGCAUCACAUCUACUUAGAUAAAGUUUGAAGAUUUGCUUAACUGUGUCGAUCAUCUAGUGCUUGUAAAUUGCAACUUUGUUAUUAUCAUUUUGAGUUUCUAAGCAUUUCAGUGGUUUUCAACUGUGAA
This is a messenger RNA of Brachypodium distachyon (stiff brome), 3037 nucleotides long. Its product is annotated as probable LRR receptor-like serine/threonine-protein kinase At1g51810. Gene Ontology annotation, biological process: protein phosphorylation. The transcript is spliced from 12 exons. The record is from RefSeq and is a predicted model, not a curated record. The coding region runs from base 31 to 2880 and encodes 949 amino acids. NCBI's taxonomy places the organism in Eukaryota, Viridiplantae, Streptophyta, Magnoliopsida, Poales, Poaceae. Gene Ontology annotation, molecular function: protein kinase activity; ATP binding; protein binding.